AUGUAAUGCAAUCGACAAUAAAACGCGUGUUUUAACUAAUCGUAUGUCUCGUGGAUUGUAAUUAAUUAUUAUUAUUAUUAAUAAUCAUUGAAUUGUUGUUUUAAAUUAAUAGUUUUACUGACCGUCACUUUGUUUGUCGUUUUUUUGUCGAUUUAUCACUUCUUAAACAUUUUAAUUAGUGGACAACACAUCACUUGUCAAACAAAUCUGCAUUUUAGUUGAUAGUAUUUGACAAACCAUAUCCUCAGUUGAUUUUAUCGAUUUGUUGUUUAUUUGAUCCAAUAAAAGAUGCCGUCGGACAACAAGAAGAAAAGAGAUCAGAAGAAGAAAGAAAUGGCGAAACAAAGAGACCACAAGAAGGCUGCCGGUAAAACCGAUAAUGAAGAUACCAAUGAAGAGACAGCAAAAGUAAACGGCGACUCAUUGCCCGUCACUGAAGAGGAAAAGUUAGUCAAGUCUUUGGAAAAAGACAUGGAUUUGAACUCCGAUGCCCGAGCCUGUACUGGUGUGCUGGCCAUACAUCCGCGCUCAAGAGAUAUUAAAAUUGAUAACUUCUCCAUUACUUUUCACGGCGUUGAGAUGUUUCAAGACACGAAAGUUGAGUUGAAUUGUGGCAGAAGAUAUGGUCUGAUUGGACUUAAUGGUAGCGGAAAAUCUACAUUAUUGGCAUCUUUGGGUCGUCGAGAGGUUCCCAUUCAAGAUCACAUCGAUAUUUAUUAUUUGACUCGUGAAAUGCCUCCUUCAGAUAAAACAGCUCUCGAGUCGGUAUUAGAUGUCGAUCAGGAAAGAGUUCGUUUGGAAGCUUUAGCUGAAGAGUUAGCUCAAUAUGAUGAUGAAGAAAGUCAGGACCAAUUAAUGGAUAUUUAUGAACGACUCGAUGAAAUUGGUGCCGACAAAGCAGAGGCAAAGGCUGCUUAUAUUUUAAGUGGUUUAGGUUUUACUAAAGAUAUGCAAAAUAAGAAAACCAAAGAUUUUUCUGGUGGUUGGAGAAUGAGAAUAGCAUUGGCCAGAGCUCUAUACGUCAAACCACAUCUAUUACUUCUGGACGAACCAACCAAUCAUUUGGAUUUAGACGCCUGUGUUUGGCUGGAAGAAGAACUAAAAUCUUAUAAACGUAUUUUGGUUCUUAUAUCUCAUUCACAAGAUUUUCUGAAUGGUGUCUGCAAUCAAAUCAUUCACAUUCACGACCGAAAACUAAAGAAUUAUGGAGGAAAUUAUGACGCGUUUGUUAAGACACGAGAAGAACUUCUUGAGAAUCAAUCUAAACGAUACAAUUGGGAACAAUCACAGAUUGCACACAUGAAAGACUAUAUCGCCCGCUUUGGUCACGGAAGUGCUAAACUCGCGCGUCAGGCACAGAGUAAAGAGAAAACGUUAGGAAAAAUGGUUGCAAACGGAUUGACUGAAAAAGUUGUGAGCGAUAAGACGGUUCAGUUUUACUUUCCUUCUUGUGGUACAAUCCCUCCGCCAGUCAUUAUGGUUCAGAACGUAUCCUUUAGAUAUAACUCAGAGACGCCUCAUAUUUAUAAAAAUUUGGAUUUCGGUAUUGAUUUGGAUUCAAGAGUAGCAUUGGUUGGUCCGAACGGAGCCGGAAAGACUACACUUCUUAAGUUGCUUUGUAGUGAAUUAGUACCAACUGAUGGUAUUGUGAGAGUUCACAGCCAUUUAAAGAUUGCUCGAUAUCACCAGCACUUACACGAACAGCUCGAUCUGAAUUUGUCUGCACUCGAGUAUAUGAUGAAAUGUUUUUCAGAAGUUAAAGAAAGAGAGGAAAUGCGUAAAAUUAUUGGCAGAUUUGGUCUAACAGGUCGACAACAGAUUUGUCCAAUUAGACAAUUAUCUGAUGGUCAGAGAUGUCGAGUAGUGUUUGCUUGGUUGGCCUGGCAGUGCCCGCAUUUACUACUAAUGGACGAACCUACCAAUCAUUUAGAUAUUGAGACAAUUGAUGCUUUGGCCGAUGCUAUUAAUGAUUUUGAGGGCGGAAUGGUAUUAGUUAGUCACGACUUUAGGCUUAUAAGUCAAGUGGCUCAAGAGAUAUGGGUUUGUGAGAAGGGAACAGUUACUAAAUGGGACGGAACUAUACUAACAUAUAAAGAACAUCUUAGGAAAAAAGUUCUCAAGAAUAUUGAAAAACAACAAAAAUAACAUAAUUAGUGCUGAAAUUGGUUAGUAAGUUGUGGUGCACUGAGAUAUCAGCAAAAAUAAAGUAAUUUCUAAACUUAUCCACAGUAUAUAUGAUAUAAAUUAUAUUAAUUUUUAUUAGUAAAUAUUUUA
Oppia nitens is the source of this 2274-nucleotide messenger RNA. Its product is annotated as ATP-binding cassette sub-family F member 2-like. Gene Ontology annotation, molecular function: ATP hydrolysis activity; ATP binding. The coding region runs from base 289 to 2145 and encodes 618 amino acids. NCBI's taxonomy places the organism in Eukaryota, Metazoa, Arthropoda, Arachnida, Sarcoptiformes, Oppiidae. The record is from RefSeq and is a predicted model, not a curated record. The transcript has 3 exons.